This is a messenger RNA of Manis pentadactyla (Chinese pangolin), 983 nucleotides long. RefSeq names its product non-histone chromosomal protein HMG-14-like. The coding region runs from base 140 to 439 and encodes 99 amino acids. Lineage: Eukaryota; Metazoa; Chordata; Mammalia; Pholidota; Manidae. Gene Ontology annotation, molecular function: nucleosomal DNA binding. Gene Ontology annotation, biological process: chromatin organization. Gene Ontology annotation, cellular component: nucleus; chromatin. The record is from RefSeq and is a predicted model, not a curated record. The transcript has a single exon.
UUCUCCCACCGCCCCCGCGGCGGGUCGCAGCAGCUCGGGCGGCGGGAGGAGCGGCAGCGGCCAGGCGGCCCAGCUUCGCGAAGGCUCUCGGCGCGCCGCGACCCGCAGGCACCCGGCACGCGCCCGCCGCGCCUCCACGAUGCCCAAGAGGAAGGUCAGCUCCGCCGAGGGCGCGGCGAAGGACGAGCCCAAGAGGAGGUCGGCCAGGUUGUCAGCUAAACCUGCUCCUGCAAAAGUGGAAACGAAGCCAAAAAAGGCAGCAGGAAAGGAUAAAUCUUCAGACAAGAAAGUGCAAACAAAAGGGAAAAGGGGAGCAAAGGGAAAGCAGGCCGAAGUGGCUAACCAGGAAGCUAAAGAUUUACCUGCAGAAAACGGAGAAACUAAAAAUGAGAGUCCAGCCUCUGAUGAAGCAGGAGAGAAAGAAGCCAAGUCUGAUUAAUAUCAUAUACCAUGUCUUAUCAGUGGUCCCUGUCUCCCUUCUUGUACAAUCCAGAGGAAUAUUUUUAUCAACUAUUUUGUAAAUGGCAAGUUUUUUAGUAGAUCUAGAAACAUUUUUAAGAAGGAGGGGAUCCCACCUCAUCCCAUUUUUAAAGUGUAAAUGCUUUUUUUUUAAGAGGUGAAAUUUGCUGGUUGUUUAUUUUUUGGUACAACCAGAAAAUAGUGGGGUAUUGAAUAUGGGAGGCUUUGAUUGUCUUGGGCGUCAGCUUAACAUUCCAUAAUGGGGGUAGUUUUUAUAUCCUGUAAUAUAAACAUAAACUAAAUGGCAAUUUGGAGUCAGUUGUGCAUUUAAUAUAUCUUGAACAUUUUAAAUUACUUCUACUCCUGUGUUGUCUCUGGUAGGUUUCCUAAAGAAAACCACUCCUUGAUCUUGGCUCUCCUGUCAGAAUUGUGUGCACUCUGUAACAUCUUUGGUCUUGGUAGUCCUGUUUUCCUAGUAACUUUGUUAAUGUGCUGUGAAAGAUUAAAAAUCUGCAUAUGUAGUG